GCUCACGGCGUAACCGUCACAUGGCCGGACCGGGACUACAACUAUUUAAAGAGCGUCAGUGUCCUUUCAGCACCACUCCGCUGUCCACCCGCCAAGCAAGCAGUUCAGAACGAAACAACGCGCUGACUGAAAAAGUUUACCAAGUACUGAGCAGCAAGUUUGCAAAGAUGCCGAGGUCCUUUCUUGUGGAUUCCUUGAUUUUGAGGGAGGCAAAUGAUAAAGGGAGGGAAAACAAUCCACCGUUAUUUCCUUACGCUUUGCACCCGUCUCACCCACUCCAUGGGCUGUCCGCAGGCUCUUGCCACUCACGGAAGGCUGGCUUGCUAUGCUUCUGUCCGCUAUGCGUAUCCCAGCUCCACCCAUCUCCACCGACCUUGCCACUCCUCAAGGCAUCCUUCCCUACCUUCGGCUCCCAGUACUGCCAUUCUGCACUAUCGAGGCACCACACGUCCUCCACCGGCGUCAACCUCAACCACGGUCCGGGGAUAUAUCAAGCAACCUAUUCGGUUCCAGACCCACGACAGUUCCACUGCAUCUCCAUCGAAAACAACAACAGCCAACUUCAGAGCAGCAAGCGCAUGCGCACAGCCUUUACCAGCACGCAACUUUUGGAGUUGGAGAGAGAGUUCACUUCCAACAUGUACCUCUCCAGACUUCGGCGCAUUGAGAUCGCCACAUAUCUAAACCUGUCAGAGAAGCAGGUCAAGAUCUGGUUCCAGAACCGCAGAGUGAAACACAAGAAGGAGGGGAAGAGCGGCGCGCACAGAUCCGGUUCCCACAGUUGCAAGUGCUCGUCCCUGUCAUCUGCACGGUGCUCCGAGGAGGAAGAGGACAUGCCCAUGUCCCCCUCCUCAUCAGGGAAAGAGGAUGAUGGAGACCUGUCCGUCUCUCCCUGAACUUCCCCUGAUCUUCCCCGAUCCUCAACAGAGACAAUUCCAUAGCACCUGUGGAAUUCUGAAUGCAGCCAAAAAGUCGACUGUUCUUAUCGUGUUCAGUCACCUGUACAUAGGAAGAGAAUAAAAUAUAUAAACAGGGAAUUUCUCUGGAAUGUUGUAUAAUUGUAUACAUGUUGUUCGUUUUAUAUGUAGUUUUUUUCUGAUAACGGUCCAUUCGUUGUUGCCAAUGGAUUCUAUUACAGCUAGACAGGUCGAUAUUGGUUUUAUGAUAUACCCAAAUGAAUAGCAACAUUUGUUAGUAUUAUUUUUGUAAAACAAUAGCUGUAUUUUGUAUAAUGGUGAAUACUGGCUAGCUUUAAGCACAUUAUUUGGAUGGAAAUGUGACGGAGAUAUUGUGUGCGGGACGAAAAAGAAAUCCUCACAAUGUUACAUCACUAAUAGCCUAUCAAACUGUUAUUAUAUCUUCAGUGUAUUUGAAAAUAUUUAUUUAUUUAAACAUGUGAAUACUUAAAUAAAGAAUAUUUCUUAGUGAUAUA
Molecule: messenger RNA, 1432 nt
Organism: Oncorhynchus mykiss (rainbow trout)
Lineage: Eukaryota; Metazoa; Chordata; Actinopteri; Salmoniformes; Salmonidae
Product: GS homeobox 1-like
Biological process (GO): regulation of DNA-templated transcription
Cellular component (GO): nucleus
Molecular function (GO): sequence-specific double-stranded DNA binding; DNA-binding transcription factor activity, RNA polymerase II-specific
Source: RefSeq, a predicted model, not a curated record